Colossoma macropomum (tambaqui) is the source of this 2788-nucleotide messenger RNA. RefSeq names its product prostasin-like. Gene Ontology annotation, biological process: proteolysis. The coding region runs from base 82 to 1869 and encodes 595 amino acids. The transcript is spliced from 10 exons. Gene Ontology annotation, molecular function: serine-type endopeptidase activity. The record is from RefSeq and is a predicted model, not a curated record. Lineage: Eukaryota; Metazoa; Chordata; Actinopteri; Characiformes; Serrasalmidae.
GGUAUGGGUGUGUCAGUCUCAGGUGCUGAGGAAGUGUAUGAAAGUCUGAAAUGUUGUAAGACGGUUUCAUUCUAAGUGACGAUGAUGUUGACGCUGAGUUUGGCGCUCGUAAUCGGCUUCCUAGCCAAAGGGUGCCACUCGCAGUUGAGUGUGUGUGGUGUGGCUCCUCUGAACACCAAGAUAGUGGGAGGACAGGAUGCUUCUCCAGGUUCUUGGCCUUGGCAAGUCAGCUUGCAGGUUUCUGGCAGCCAUUUCUGCGGUGGAUCCCUCAUCAACUCUAACUGGGUUCUAACAGCGGCCCACUGCUUUGCAAGCAUUACUGCUUCACAAGUGACCGUGUAUCUGGGUGAUCAGUCACUGAGCACUCAGGGAAGUAACACAAAUGUAGUGGCCAGAUCUGUUUUGCAAGCCAUCAAACAUCCCAGCUACAGUUCAACCACGAAUGACAACGACCUCGCCCUGCUGCAGCUGAGCUCUAGUGUGACCUUCACUAAUUAUAUUAAGCCUGUCUGCCUGGCUGCAGCCGGAAGCACAUUCUUCAAUGGCACUCUGACCUGGGUCACUGGCUGGGGAAACACCGCCAGUGGAGUAAGUCUCCCUUCUCCCAAGACCCUGCAGGAAGUACAAAUUCCAGUUGUUGGAAACAGGAAAUGUAACUGCUUAUAUGGAGUUGGACAGAUCACAGACAACAUGAUGUGUGCUGGAUUGUUGGCAGGGGGCAAAGACUCCUGUCAGGGAGACUCUGGAGGUCCACUGGUCAGCAAACAAGGCGGUGUUUGGGUCCAGGCAGGCAUUGUGAGCUUUGGUUACAGCUGUGCUCAGCCAAAUUAUCCUGGAGUGUAUACUAGAGUGUCUCAGUACCAAAACUGGAUCAACCAGCAGAUCACCAGCAACCAGCCAGGCUUUGUCACGUACACUUCUACAGGCACUGAUGGAGACCUGAGUGUGUCCUGUGCUGGACUGCCUACUGUUGCUACAACCACAACAACCACCACUGUCCCCACAACUACUGCAUCACCUGUGGUGUGUGGCAGUGCCAAGCUGAAUACUGUUACAGGAGGCGGCAACUCCUUGGCAUCUGCAGGUGUGUGGCCAUGGAUGGCCAGCCUGCAACGUAAUGGUACUCAUGUCUGUGGAGGAACACUGGUAGCUGAGCAGUUUGUCCUGAGCUCCGCUGAUUGCUUCUCUAGCUCCACCAAUGCUUCCGACUGGAUUGUAAUUCUGGGCCGCCUCAAACAGAACGGCGUCAACGCCAACGAGGUUUCUGUCAAUGUGACUAAAAUCUCAUUGAGCACUGGUACAGCGAACAACAUAGCAGUACUGCAACUGUCUCGCAAGCCAACACUUACAGACUAUAUUCAGCCCAUAUGUGUGGACCAGGGGGACAACAGCUUCCCUGUCAACACUCAAUGCUGGGCAGCUGGUUGGGGUUCAGGAGGAGGAGUGGAGCAGACUCUUCAGCAGUUUAACACUACUAUACUGGAUUGUGGCAACGCAUCCUCAUCUAACAGCAGCAUCUGCACAGGAGUCAUGCCCUUAGAACAGACUAAUAAAGGAGGUCCUCUGUUGUGUAAGAUUGGGCAAUCAUGGGUCCAGGCUGCAGUUUUGACCCUCGCCAGUAACAGUAACAGUAGCACAAACACUAGCUCCAGUAACAGCACCAGGGCAGCUAGUGUAUCUGAUGUCCAGGUCUUCACUAAAACCUCAAGCUUCUCAAGCUUCCUGAAUACUACAGUGGGCACACUCCCUCCCAAAGCCACCAACACAUCAUCUUCUGCCACCGCUGCUGGCUCCACUGCAUCUUCAUUGCUCUCCGUCACAUCUCUCCUCCUGCUUUCGCUUCCUGUUCUCGUUCAAAUGAUCAGUUAAGAAUAAGCAUGUAAGUUAAAAGAAGUACUCAGGAAAAUGUAUUAUCGGCUCAAAAAAGCCUAAAUGUAAUAUGCCUAUUAAUAUAUCUCUGAAAUUCAAGGAGGAAGUGCUACAGGCAAGGAAUGACAAUCAGUGCUAUCUGGGUUGAGGGACUUUAAAGCUAAAAUACCACUGUUUUGUAUAAAAACUUUGUAGCAAAACAUUUUGUAUUUUGUAUUGCUAUCACUGUCACUGCACUAGUCUGAUGCACUAGCCAACACUAAUCUAGUCUAAAUGUCUACAUGUGACCUAAAUGGUUUAAGCAACAUACCUGUUAUGUGCAGCAGCCAUUAGUUUGAAACGGACAUAGAAUAGCCAGCUUUAUUAGUGAUUUUUGAAGUUCAAGAAAGCCAAAGUCUGUCUUUACCACCUUCCUCAGUUAAGGCUCUUAAGCUGAGGCCUAUGUAUUGUACUCUUUAAGUUCAUUCUUAAUGCAUAUCAGUAUAUGUUAUUUCUGUUCAUUUACUUUGACUUUGUGCUAUUUUCUAUGCUUCAUUUAGCAAAACCUAAUGAAGUGCACUAAAAGUUUAUAAAGAGUGUUCUCAAAUAAAAAGCUUUUACUAUGUUUUUAGCUUUACAACUGUGCAUAAGUUAUAAUACAGUGCAUAAAUGCAUAAUAUAGAGAAAGACAACUUCUUACACUGUACUGUAGACAUAGCUAUGUUAUUUUUAAUGGCAAAAACUAAGAAGACUAAAUGCACUAUAGUUUUUGUAUUUGAGUAGCAUUUUCCAGAAGGUGUACUUUCUGUGAAUAUAUUUAAAAUUAAAGAAAUGAAACUUUUUACUCCACUUUUGUUGAAGCAGUUAUAAUUCUCAGUGCACACACUGCUAAGGAAAACCUCUUAAACCAAAUGGUAUAGAAAUCUUACUGCAGCAACAA